Bufo bufo (common toad) is the source of this 2925-nucleotide messenger RNA. Its product is annotated as G-protein coupled receptor family C group 6 member A-like. The record is from RefSeq and is a predicted model, not a curated record. Gene Ontology annotation, cellular component: membrane. The transcript is spliced from 7 exons. Gene Ontology annotation, biological process: G protein-coupled receptor signaling pathway. The coding region runs from base 1 to 2667 and encodes 888 amino acids. NCBI's taxonomy places the organism in Eukaryota, Metazoa, Chordata, Amphibia, Anura, Bufonidae. Gene Ontology annotation, molecular function: G protein-coupled receptor activity.
AUGCUUAAACUCCUUCACUGUAUUUGCAGCUACCACUUCUGCAACCUGUGGAAACUCAUUUUAACCUGUGAUACUCAUGAUCAUGCCGUAGCACGUCUCUCUGGUGACUAUAUCAUAGGAGGCCUCUUUCCAAUUCAUGAAGCUGUUUCCAACUUAAAAACCCGCCAAUAUGCAGAUGACUUUCACUGUUCUGGGCUACAGAUACAAUUCAUUUCUCAAGCCCUUUCUAUGAUCUAUGCAAUUGAAAAUAUUAAUAACUCCACACUCCUGCCAGGAAUCACAUUGGGCUAUGAAAUUUACGAUACAUGUUCUGAUGGACUAAAAGCUGCUAAAGCAACCCUUCAAAUUAUUUCUAACUCUGUUACAAAUAGCUCGGCAGACUGUAACCACACAGAAUUAAUACCCAAUAUCAAGGCUGUUGUUGGAAGUGCAUUUUCUGAACUCACCAUUAUCAGUUCAAGGAUCCUGAGCCUGCAUUUUAUACCCCAGAUAAGUCCUACAUCAUCGGCUGUUACUCUCCUAGACAGACUGAAGUUUCCAUCUCUUUUGCGCACUGUACCAAACGAUAAUCAUCAGACUAAAGCUAUAGUUACUCUUAUCAGAAAAUUCGGGUGGAAUUGGGUCGGAGUUAUUGCAUUAGAUGAUGCCUAUGGGCAUUCUGCGUCCUCUAGUUUAGAUUCUCUUUUUAAGAAGUAUGGAAUAUGUAUGGCCUUUUUCAAAAUAAUUUCACCCCAUGUAAAUAAUUUUGAUCUGCAAGACUUAACAGAUGAACUCAUCAACAGCUCCACAAAUGUUGUGAUCGUCUUUUUGAAGCCUCCUAUUGUUAAAACAUUAUUUGAGAGAGCAAUUAGACUGAACAUAUCCAAAAUCUGGAUAGCGAGUGACAGCUGGGCAAAUUCAAAAUAUAUUUUACCUAUUGAAAAUAUCAGAAAAUUAGGAACUAUUAUUGGUCUGGACUUUAAAUUUGAGCAAAUUACAGGCUUUUCACAAUAUCUGAGGAACUUGAAGCCUCCAGAGAAGGGUGCUACAAAUAAAUUUCUUGAAGAAUAUAAAGAGUUAAGAUUUGGAUGUGAUGAUCAAUCGAUACUGCCGAAGUCACCGCUGGAUUGCCAUGAUAAUGUGACUAAUAUCUACAUGAAAAACGACGACUUCUUGGUGCAAAAUAUACGCUGGAGUUCAGCAUACAGUACGUCAUUGGCAGUUACUGCCAUAGCCCAAGCUAUUGGAAAUAUUGUGUGCAAACAUGAUAUAUGUGACAAGUAUAAUACAUUUACCUCCAAAAUGCUAUUGGAUGAAAUAAAGAGGGGUAACUAUUCCUUCAAUGGUAUGCCAUUCUACUUUGAUCCAUCUGGUGAUGUUUUGACAGGCUAUAACAUCAUUUACUGGAGUACAACAAACAAUACCUUGGACACCCAUGUAAUUGGUGCUUAUGACAUAAAAGGACACACCUUUACCAUACGAGAAAAUGCUAUUUCUUGGAAUACAAAAAACAACAAGGUACCUUUUUCAAACUGUUCAAAAACAUGCCCACCAGGAACUUACAAAAAACACUCUCAAAUUACCUGCUGCUAUGAAUGUGUUUUAUGUGGCGAAGGAUAUUACGCUCCUACAAGUGAUCUGGCUGAAUGUCUAAAGUGUUUAGAACAUCAAUGGUCACGAAAUAGAAGCUCUCAAUGUGAGAACAGGACAGAGGAAUAUUUUCAAUGGAAAAACCCAUUUGCUAUAACAUUGAUGACAUUUUCUAGUAUUGGAUUUCUACUAGUGUCAGUAAUUGGAAUUUUAUUCAUAAAGUAUAUUGACACCCCAGCAGUAAAAGCAGCAGGGGGUACUUACACCUACAUACUAAACAUAUCGCUACUGGUGAAUUUAGCAGGCACUGCACUUUUUAUUGGUAAACCAGUUGACAUUAUUUGUCGAGUCAGACAACCACUCUUCGGCAUUAGUUUUACCAUUACUGUUUCUUGCAUUUUAAUCAAAUCUUUGCGAAUUAUUUUGGCAUUUGAGUCAGGGAACAGAGGUCAGAAGGUAAUAGGUUCUGCCUUUAAACCAUUAGCUAUUAUUAUUUUUUUAACCAGCAUCCAGUUGAUUAUUUGUUUAAUAUGGCUCUUGUUCAAAAGCCCUCUUGCUAUUGCCAUUGAUAAAAUACCACAGCUCCGAAUUUGGCAAUGUGAUGAAGGGUCCUAUGUGGCCUUUGUCAUCAUGCUUGGCUACAUUGGGCUUCUGGCAUUUAUAUGUUUCCUUCUAGCUUACAGAGGUAGAAAAUUACCUGAGAAGUACAAUGAGGCACAAUGCAUCACCUUCAGCAUGCUGGUCUAUAUAUUUGUGUGGAUUCUCUUUAUCCCGAUCUAUAUAAAUAAUACUAGUAGCACAUAUCUGCCUUCUGUACAGAUAGUAGCCAUAUUAGCUUCAACCUAUGGCGUCAUUGGUUGUCACCUGUUUCCCGUUUGUUACAUAAUUUUAUUUAAAAAUGAAAGAAACAACAGAGAAUCGUAUCUGAAAAGUAUUCAGACUUUUUUCGAAGUCCACAGGUCUGCGAUUUUUCCCUCACAGAGGAGCUCAAAUUUUCGUGCUCAGUCCGAUUUAACUGAGAUUUGUCAUUGUUCAGAGACAUGGUCAAAGAAUGAAAGAACCUCCAGUAAAAUAAGAAGGAGACACAAAAGCUGUUAACGCUUGUGCCAUUGGACAUUGAUAGUAUGGGAGCAUUUGCAAUAUACAAAUCAUCAUGAUGUUUUUGAAUACUAUGCCGCACAUAGUUACCCGGCUGAGUGUGAACCACACUGGAAAGCAGUUAUAUGUUCUAUCACAGUUAAAUAGAAGAAAAUAUAUAGGUAAACAGGGUGAAGACUGAAAAAAAGAUUUAGUAUUAUAUUGGAAUACUGUAGAUAAGGAAAGAGAGGUUGUCCAGCCUUUUCUUGUGAAGUUCCA